CUCUCAGAGCUAAAUUUCUGGUUUCCUCACGAUGGUCAGUGCUGUUAAGCUUAGAUUUCAAGGAUUUCCAGCUCGAAAGGCCAUUAAAGAGGGCAGUUUUUUAAGUGUUAAGUAAACAUUUCCACUCACAUUUUUCUAUGUUACCAGAACUGGUAAGAACCUCCUUCUCUCCAUUGUCCCAUCUGUCAAUUACACAGAACAAGUGAAGACAAGGAAACCGAGAUCCUUAAUUUGUAAGUUGUAAAGUCGCAUGUUAUUUUGAGAAAUACAUAUGUUGAGUUGGAAUCAGAUUGUUGCAGCUUUUGUUAUAUAUGUUGUGGUUUGUUUAUAUGGUUUAAUUCUUUUGAGGUUUGAUUGAUAAUUAUCUGUAUCUGGGGUGAGAAUUAAGGAUGGGAAAGUCGUGUUUUCCCAAGUGUAGGUUGGGGAGAAUAAUGGGUUGGCUUCAAAUUGUGUUGGGAGGGCUUGUUAUAAUUGUGAGCAUAUCAAGUUUGUCUAGGUUCUACUCAGCUGGAUUUUUCUUGCACAAUGAGGAUAUCUGCAGACAGUUCUAUGGUUCCAAGGUUGUUUAUGAGGGCAUUGACGUCAUGUCCCUCACGGCCCGAGUGGAGGAAGUGCUGCGCAAGAUGGAGAGCCUGCAGGACAAGCUUGAAUCAGCCGUGCAACGGAUGGAUAAGAACAAGGAGGAGUUGCACAAAACCAACAUCUCAAAAUUGGAGUACAAGAAGUUCUUGGAGGAAGAGGUGAUUAGGCCACUCUAUAGCGCCCACAUUGCACUUAGGCAGAUUCGGUUGCCAAGAAAUGAAAACGGAACGCUUCAUGAGGAUCCGUUGAUCAAUAGUUUCGUGGUUGAGGAGAUUCGCAAGUACAUAACUCCGAAGGAGAACCGAGUGGGGAAGAUCAAUAUAUAUGGGACGGAGAGAGUUUACAACACGAUUGGGCACGCGUGUGUGGUGAUGAAGAAGGAGUUGGAAGAGUACAUGGAUUAUGAUGUCGGAUCGUAUUGCAAGGAUGAUUGGAAUUUGGGGCAGAAGCUUAUGAUGCGCGGCUGUGAUCCGUUGCCACGAAGACGUUGCUUGACGAGGGCAUCUAAGCUGUAUUUGAGGCCGUAUCCGAUCAAUGAAUCCCUUUGGAGAAUGCCGGAGGGAAGAAAUGUGAGGUGGAGUAAUUAUCAGUGCAGAAACUUUGAGUGCUUGUCUAGCAAGAAUCCGAGGAGAGGUUAUUCAAAAUGCACCGGAUGUUUCGAAAUGGACAAGGAGAAGCUCAAGUGGGUUACUAACACAUCUCUUCCUAUUGACUUUCUCAUCAAAGAUGUCUUAGCAAUCAAGCCCGGGGAGAUACGAAUCGGACUGGAUUUUGGGGUCGGGACAGGGACGUUUGCUGCACGGAUGAGGGAACGAGACGUGACGAUCGUGUCAACGGCCUUAAACUUGGGCGCCCCCUUCAAUGAAAUGAUUGCGCUAAGAGGGCUGAUCCCUUUAUACAUGACGUUGAACCAACGGCUUCCUUUCUUUGACAACACAAUGGAUAUAAUCCACACGAGCGGCUUCCUGGACGGAUGGAUCGAUCUGCAGUUGCUGGACUUCAUCCUGUUCGAUUGGGACCGUGUGUUGAGGCCGGGGGGAUUGCUGUGGAUCGAUCGGUUCUUCUGUAAAAGGAAAGACUUAGAUGACUACAUGUACAUGUUCUUGCAGUUCAGGUAUAGAAAACACAAAUGGGCUAUUGCUCCUAAGUCUAAGGAUGAAGUGUUUCUGUCUGCUUUGCUAGAGAAGCCACCCAGAUCACUGUGAUUGAUAUUGCAACUUCCUUUUCUUAUUA
This is a messenger RNA of Sesamum indicum (sesame), 1815 nucleotides long. RefSeq names its product S-adenosyl-L-methionine-dependent methyltransferase. The record is from RefSeq and is a predicted model, not a curated record. Lineage: Eukaryota; Viridiplantae; Streptophyta; Magnoliopsida; Lamiales; Pedaliaceae. Gene Ontology annotation, molecular function: methyltransferase activity.